Messenger RNA from Fomitopsis serialis, 2585 nucleotides. Its product is annotated as fungal-specific transcription factor domain-containing protein. The record is from RefSeq and is a predicted model, not a curated record. Gene Ontology annotation, cellular component: nucleus. Bases 450 to 2486 code for a protein of 678 amino acids. Gene Ontology annotation, biological process: positive regulation of transcription by RNA polymerase II. The transcript has 17 exons. Lineage: Eukaryota; Fungi; Basidiomycota; Agaricomycetes; Polyporales; Fomitopsidaceae. Gene Ontology annotation, molecular function: DNA-binding transcription factor activity, RNA polymerase II-specific; transcription cis-regulatory region binding; zinc ion binding.
GGCAGCCCUGACGACUUUAGUCUGGGAACCGAUGCCUGAUACGGCCUUAUGACUGCCUGAUGAUCUUCUCGCUCGACGGAGCACUCGCAGCGCUCGCAUUUCUUAAUAGAUUACGUUCCCUGCCUCCAAGUCCUCAGCUGCAGGGAAUGGCAUAAUGACAGGCAGGGCGACACGCAGGCCUACGCGCCAUACACCGGACGGCGUCGGGCGGAAAGGCCCGAGUGCGCCGGCCUUCGUGCGGAGGACACUGUUUCAAGAAUUAAAAGAAUUGGCAUCCACUCAUUGUUCGUCGCAAUGUUCCAGAAAAUUGGAUUGUCUGCUUUUUUGCCCCAACCCUCAGAUCGCGAAUCUGGCCUUCUCCGAUAGCCUGAUCCGCUACAACAAUCAUCUCGUGCGCACGACCACCGCGCUGCUUCCUCCCAUGAACGCAUCCCUGCCUCUUUAAAGGGAUGGAUCAAACGUCGGGGGGGCUUCCCAUCGAAAGCCUCUCCCAACCGUUUACUAUCAUGGCAGACAGCAUCUCCUUUGGCCCGUCCCCAAGCCAGUAUAUACCCCCUUCAUACUUUGCGCAGCCGCACGGUCCUGGACAUAUGCAUGUGGUGGCCCCGCCCACGAGACAAGACACUACAGCUCAGAGGAAACGUCCCAAGUAUACCCGCAGCAAGACAGGUUGCUUGACGUGUCGAGCGAAGAAGAUCAAGUGCGACGAGUCGAAACCCAAUUGCCUGCGCUGCACGCAUGGGCAACGCGAGUGUACGUGGCCCGAGGGGGUCCCGGCGCGCAAGAAGCCUGCGCCUAAACGCGAGUCCACUGUCGACAACGGCCUCGAGACACGGCCUUCGACGGCCGGCUCUUCGGGGGUGUCCGAGUCGUCAACUCCAUCCACUCGUGGCGUGACCCCGCCGCUAAAACGAGAGCCCGCCGAUGUCGGCCUCCCCGUACUUGUUUCACGUCGACACAGUGAGCCUUCGAUCCAGUUGCCGACAAUGAACGACAUGAACGCUAUGAGACGCCAGAGUGGGGCCAUGCCCUCUGGAUCAACGCACAUAUACCCAGUUAACACUGCCUCGCAUACCCAGCUCUUGCCUGCAAUUCCGGAAGUUUCAACGUCGUACUCUGCCUCGCAAUAUCACAACAACUAUCCUAAUCAUUCACAGCAAUACGCGCAUUCAUCGGCAUCUCUCGUCCUCCCUCGUGUUGGCUCCCAACAGAGCCACUUGCAUCACAUGCGGUCUGCCCCUCCGCACAACGCUGCGCAAUGGUCCCCUCUUCUCUCUGAAGUGGAUCCUCUUGGACCCUACUUCACAUCACCCCAGGAGAGAAACUUGAUCCAUCAUUACAUGCAGAACGCGAUGAGCUUCAUUAUGGCCGUCCCGUCGAAUAAGAACCCGGUCGCCAAAGCAAAUCUGGACCUCAUUCUAGGCCGUAACCGCGGAGUUGACACUGCUGUUGAGGCGUUGCGUAUGGCUCUCUUGGGUACGGCCGCUGUGCAUCAAUCCUUCCUUUAUUCGCGGGGUCUCGCCCACGGUGGAGCUGACGAAGCAAUGCAACUCGCCCUCACAUACCGAGCCAAGUCGAACCAACUCCUCUCGAUCGCCUGCCGUACGACGGAGAGUGCCACGGACGACGCGGCUUUGGGUGCAGCCGCAGCCAUCUGCCUUGUAGACAUCUUCUCGAGCGGGCGUGACUGGACAGAACCACUCGACAAAGCGAAGAAGCUCGUCCACUCAAGAGGCGGUCCAGCUGUACUGCUGGCGAGAAGUUCUCACGCACCAUUGUCGAGGCUUCUCCUUGAGAUUGUGGCAUUAUACGAACUCUUUGGUUGUCUGGUCAAGGCGGAAGUGCCGACCCUUUUGGCCCCGAGCGUAAGCAGUUGGUGGCUGGAACAAACGAGCUCCGCGGACACACAAUCACACGUGGAAGAAGGUUUUGGUUUGUCUCGGGAGUUCGUCCCCGAGCUGGCACGCAUCGUCGCCUUCAUCGCCCGUGCUCACAACGUGCACUCGCCUGACGACAAACCCAAGAACAGUACUGACAUGAUCACCGAGGCUCGGGCGUUGUAUCGGUCUCUGGGUGACUGGAGCCCUUCACGGGGCAUCGCGACGCCGAGAGUCGGCGCAGGAGACCGCAUUUAUCAGAACGCCGCACAGAUCAUUCUGCUCCGUGAAAUCCUCGAUGUGCCACCAGAAGACGAUGUAGUGCAACAGCACGCAGAUAUCAUACUUUCUCUGUGUCUCACCUGCGGACAGAGUAAUAUGAGCGUCGACCUCAAUUGGCCCGUCAUCAUUGCAGGGUCGCAGAUGUUUGGCUCCGACCGAACGCGUGUGUUGGCAGUGUUUGAAUCUUUCAGGACACAAUGUUGUUAUGAGAUAGAAACCGCGGAGUACAUUGUAUUGCAGGUUUGGAAACGACUUGAUGACAAGUUGCCCAGGGCGGACUGGAGAAGCGUGAUGGAAGACAACGACCUGAAGCACCUCAUCCUCUAGAACCUUGUUGUGAUCGUUAUUGAUUUGCUGUUGUGUUCAUUGCUAUCAUGUAUCGUACUAAACUACCUAUACUUACGUGUCAACUUCUGAUCACCGUCC